Molecule: messenger RNA, 2087 nt
Organism: Drosophila eugracilis
Lineage: Eukaryota; Metazoa; Arthropoda; Insecta; Diptera; Drosophilidae
Exons: 1
Coding region: 314-1648 (444 amino acids)
Source: RefSeq, a predicted model, not a curated record
CUUAGUGCAUGAGUUAUGAAAAGUAAGCAAAACCGAAUAAAUCAAAACGGAAGAUUAGGUAAAACGAGCAGAUUUAAGUUAAAGGUUGUAUCAUUUUACACAGUACCUUUGCUUUUCCUUAAAAGUCGCAAUAGAAUAACCAAUUUAACAGAUCCAUUUAUAUAUUUUUUAUAUCAAGUAGUCUUAAUAGUUGUGAAUGACAAACCAAAACUAGGAAUUUGUUAAAUAUUUUCCAGUAACAAUUUAUUACCAUUUAUAAGAAUUAGGUUCACUAAUCCUAGAUAAUAUAACUCAAAGAAAUUUAAAACUCAAAAUGACAUCAGACGAUGGUAAUGAGGUCUGUUCAAAAUUGGUAGAGUUCAGAAUAAUGGAUAACACUGAGAAAUCUGCUCUGGACUUUGCAGAAAAUAUGCUCUCGGAUAUGGAUCAGUUUUGGGGUGGAACAUUUGUUGACGGUCUUUUGGAUUAUUUGAAGAUACCAAAUAUUUUGAACGAACCGCGUCAGUGUGUGAAGUCCUUAAGGGUCCUCCAUGAAAUAACAACACAUUGCACAGAAGUGGAUUUAUUACGUCUAUCUACAAACACAGAUGUUCUCGACUUGUUAAGGACAAUCCUGGAAACCCCAAAAAUUCGGAAACUAAUCGUUCGCACUUCGUUGACCUUGGUCAGCAAUUUUAUCCUGGAUGGAUGGCCGAAUCGUGAUUGCAUCUUUGAAUCAGGAAUACUCAAUGCAGUGCUCAAGCUGAUGAAUCCCCAUCGCCAGGAGUUACCGAAGUACAAGGCGUUGAUGGGCCAAAUAAUAUAUUUGCUAUAUCAGUAUCUGAGGUACAAAAAUGUGGGACCCAAAACGGUUUCCUUGGAGAGAAUAGCUAAAGCCCUGGCUAAGGUGCUAAAACCGUCUCAAGAUGUGGAUAUCAUCCUGCCACUUUUGAAGAUUGCUCGUCUUCUCUCUGAAUAUAACAGUGAAACUCGGUCGGUAAUGAUUUUCUCAGGUCUCAUUAGUCGAGUGGCUCCUUUCGUUUUGCACCCUUUGCCUGAGAUCAAGCGAGAGACUAUUUUCAUUUUGGCCAACACCUGUAUGCAGCGACACAAUAGAAAAAAAGACGAUCUCUAUCGCUUUUCCAAACGCCUUAUUAAUUUAAUCAGUGAUUUGCUUCUUUCUGGUCCGGUUGAAAUCAGAGUCUUGGUCAAUCACCUACUGUGCGGAAUCAUAGAUAACCAAUGCAUAAAGAUCGAUAUGAUGCUGAUAGUAAUCCCAAAGAUCAUUCGGUGUGCCAGUGCGGAAGAACAAGAGAUAGAAGUCCGUCUAGCUGCAGGAUGGACCCUGGCCAGCCUGGCCAUGCAUUUGGAUCCCAAGAUCUUUCCCGUGUUUAUCACGUUUAAGGGAUAUAAUGUACUCUGCGAGUUGCUGCACACCGAUCUACCUGUUCAACUUGUUAGAAAUAUCCUAUCUGCUUUUGUCAGGCUCAUCGAAUCGUUUGUCGUUAUGAAGCCCUAUUGGAUAGGAGUCAUGUGGGAGACCAAUACUUGGCCAGUUUUACUGAAACUUCUAGAAAGUAGAAACGCUACUGUCAAUACUUUGGCGACUUUACUAAACCGUCAUGGAGAUCGAGGAGAUGUAUGUUGGAUAGAUGUUUUAGGGGGCUAAUAUACCUUGAUACGCCUUGAUUGUGAAGAAAUUUCCAAAAUAUUGUUAAGUUUUUAACGUAAUUGUAAGAAAAGAAAGGCUUCCCUUCUAUUUCGUUGAUCAAUCAACAUAUAAUCUAUAUCAUUAUCAGCCUAAUGCAAACCUAUUUAAAAUAAACCUAUUUACAGAGUUCAGCAAAGGUUAAAAAAGCUUUUAUCCGUCAAAUGGCCAGCUGUAGCCCUUAUUAAAACGUUUCCGAAUUUCAUGCCAAACAACGCACACAUACAUUUUCAGUUCAUUUCGGGCUGGGAACGAUUCAAUUAUUAUUACACACGCUAAUUGAAUGGCUACCAAUCUAUGCUAAUACAUAUAUUAUUUAUGCAUUUUUCCGAAAAUUUGUUUUCCUUCUGCUCGCUGACGUUGUUGUUGGUGUACAUUUGCGAGGAGAAAACCAUAAAAG